This is a messenger RNA of Homarus americanus (American lobster), 1159 nucleotides long. Its product is annotated as tetraspanin-7-like. Gene Ontology annotation, cellular component: membrane. The record is from RefSeq and is a predicted model, not a curated record. The transcript is spliced from 7 exons. The coding region runs from base 113 to 835 and encodes 240 amino acids. NCBI's taxonomy places the organism in Eukaryota, Metazoa, Arthropoda, Malacostraca, Decapoda, Nephropidae.
CUGCAAGGAGCGUCAGUGUGCGUCGCUCUGUCGCCGGGGGAGGAGUGUUGGCCUCUGCUCUCAGUCGACCCCCAGCAGGUAAACACUAGACCAUCUGCUACGAGGCGGCCAGAUGGGUAAACGACUGCAGACGAGGGCCGCUGUGGCCUGCAUGAAGACUUUACUCAUGAUCUUCAACGUGAUCUUCUGGAUAAUGGGAGCAUUGAUGGUGGCGGCGGGGAUCCUGGUGAAGGUGGAGGUGUACAAGUAUGUGGAGGUGUCACCUGAGUUCUCUGCCACAGCACCCUAUGUCCUGGUGGCUACAGGAGGCCUCAUGCUCCUGCUUGGGCUGCUGGCUUGUUGCUGCACCGCGAAAGGCCAGCCUGUACUCCUCUACAUCUAUGCGGCCUUCCUGUUGGUGAUCUUCGUGAUCAUGGUGGGAUCUGGGGUGAGCACUUGGGCCUACAGGAAGCACCUGAAGACAGGCUAUGAGGACGGGCUCACCAGGGCCUUCACCGAGUACGAGAGAUCACCCACUAUGAGUAGCGCUGUCAACAGCCUCCAGAAUAUGCUUCAGUGUUGUGGGAUACAGAAUGCGAGCGACUGGGUGGCUAUGCCCUACGGCCAGAACCACGACCCUCCCUACCCAGCCUCCUGCUGUAGGGAGGUUCAGGAUAACUCAUGUAUUGCCCUUCACCCUCAGGGCUGCUACUCAACUGUGGUGCACUUCCUAGAGUCUAGCAUGGGUGUCAUCCUCAUCAGCUCCCUAUGCUUUGCUAGCUUCCAGUUUGUGGGGGUGAUCUUGGCUUGCUGCCUUGCCCGCAACAUCAACAGGGCCAAAUAUGAGCAGGUCUGAGGUCGCGCCCCGCUCCCCCGCCCACUCCCGGCGCCCACUGACCAGCAGUACGCCCAUGCCUACACCCACCCAUCACGACCCAUCGCCCAUGCUACCAUCGGCAGAAGUCUCUCUGGAGGGGCACGGUCCCUGCCUCGGCCAACGCCCAGGCCAGCGCCCCCAGAGACCUCCUUCCAUGUGUAGGGUGUUCCCAGGCGAUCAAAAACACCUUCUCCAUUGCUUCAAGAUUUGUGUUUAUUAUUGAGUUCUUCCUAAAGGAGGCGUGGAAAGAAGGAACUAAAGAAAUACUGUGGGCUUAAGGUAAUGGUGUAUAGGGGAGUGGGG